GGGUCCUGCGCAGUGGCCGCCGUCCCGUCCGCGCGACUGGCCGACAUGUCCUUGGCGCUGCUGCGUCGGGCCGGCCGCGGCCGCGCCGCCCUGCGCGCGCUGACGGCGGCGAAACUUCAUGUGAGUGCCUCUCGGAACCUGAAGUAUAGCUGGCUGGCCUAUAUUUUGGGGGAGAGAACCACUCCAAGGUUCAGUGAGAACAGCAAAGUUUUCGUGGUGGAUGGCAAUUUGUGUUCUGGCAAAGGCAAACUUGCACGGCAAGUCGCAGAAAAUCUAGGUAUGCGAUAUUUUCCAGAAGCAGAUGUUCAUUUUUUAGACUCAGUCACUGUGGAUGGAACAUUAUUAGAUUCCAAAUUCAAUGGUGAUUGUAGUCUGGAGAAAUUUUACAAUGAUCCUAAACAUCCAGAUGGAAACUCUUACCGGCUUCAAGCCUGGCUCUACUCUAACCGCCUGUUACAGUAUGCUUACGCCCUGGAGCAUCUGUUGACUACAGGGCAAGGAGUAGUGCUGGAGCGCUCCCCCUUCAGUGACUUUGUCUUCUUAGAGGCGAUGUUGAAGCAAGGCUAUAUUCACAAACGCUGUGUGGACCACUAUGAGGAGGUCAAGCAGCUCAGUAUCUGUGAGGUUCUGCCUCCCCACCUGGUCAUCUACAUUGACGUGCCAGUCUCGGAAGUGCAGAAACGGAUUCAAGAGACAGGCGAGCCGUACGAGAAAAAGGUCUCACCUGCCUAUCUCCAGAGUAUUGAGGACAGCUACAAGAAAUCCUUCCUGCCUCAGAUCAGUGAGACCUCGGAGCUCUUGCAGUACACGGCCAGCGAGGCCGCGCAGGUGGAGAAGGUCCUUGAAGACAUUGGGUACCUGAAGUUUGGCAAGGGGCCCUGGCUGGAGCAAGACGACGUCAGCUUGCAUCACCUGCGGGUUCAUGUGGAAGACAAAUUGAGAGUGAUCUACCCCACGUGUCUCCCCUUCUUCGUCCCUGAAAUCACGGUGGGGGGCCUUGAGUUCGACAAGCUGUUUCACGAAUACAAGGCGCUCCCGGGACGCAAGUAUGACGUUGGCUACAAUGCGGACAUGGGGGACAAGUGGGUCUGGCUGAAGUAGCAGCGUCCCCGAGGCGGGAGGCGCCUCCGUCGACCGACCGGUUCCCUCUGCAGGCCUCUUCUGAGGAGAUGCAGGAAGGGCCGCCACGGUUAAAGGAACCUGCAGAGAGGAGGGAGGGAUGCCUUUCCUCGUGCGUGCAGAUUUUUGUGACUUAAAUUCCACUGGGAAGCCGGAGAUGUGGUCAGCAUUGCAGGUAGACUCGUCCAUUUGAAGGGGGAUCUCAGGCACAGGUGGGACUGGGCUGGGGCAAAAUAAAGCUCUUUGCUCGUGUU
Molecule: messenger RNA, 1373 nt
Organism: Varanus komodoensis (Komodo dragon)
Lineage: Eukaryota; Metazoa; Chordata; Lepidosauria; Squamata; Varanidae
Gene: NDUFA10
Product: NADH:ubiquinone oxidoreductase subunit A10
Exons: 10
Coding region: 46-1101 (351 amino acids)
Biological process (GO): mitochondrial electron transport, NADH to ubiquinone
Cellular component (GO): cytoplasm
Source: RefSeq, a predicted model, not a curated record